Messenger RNA from Helianthus annuus (common sunflower), 1308 nucleotides. Its product is annotated as glycine-rich cell wall structural protein 1. The record is from RefSeq and is a predicted model, not a curated record. The transcript is spliced from 2 exons. Lineage: Eukaryota; Viridiplantae; Streptophyta; Magnoliopsida; Asterales; Asteraceae. Bases 1 to 1308 code for a protein of 435 amino acids.
AUGGGGUGUUCACAUAAAUGGGUGUGCAUGGUUAUUCUUUUGAUCGCCAUUGGGUCUCAAUUGAGUGUAAUUUCUCUUGGAGAUCAGAGUGUUGAGAAGGAUAGGUGGGGUGGUAAUGAAUGUGGAUUUGGACGGAAAGGUUGUGGUAGUCAAAAAACUGGUGGCCUUGGUGGGGGUGGUGGGUUUGGAGGGGGUGGUGGUGGAGGGUUAGGGGGAGGUUCAGGAGGUGGCGGCGGGGUUGGAGGUGGGGGAGGAGUUGGUGGUGGUGGUGGCAUUGGCGGUGGUUUUGGGGGUGGUAGUGGUGGAGGUGGUGGUGUAGGAAGUGGUGGCGGGUUUGGUAAAGGGGGAGGAGUGGGUGGUGGUGUUGGAGGAGGCGGUGGUGUAGGGGGAGGCUCUGGAAGUGGUGGCAGGUUUGGUAAGGGUGGAGGAGUCGGUGGUGGCAUUGGCGGUGGAAGUGGUGUAGGGGGAGGCUCUGGAAGUAGUGGCGGGUUUGGUAAAGGGGGAGGAGUAGGUGGUGGGGUUGGAGGUGGUGGUGGCAUUGGUGGUGGUAGUGGUGGAGGCGGUGGUGUAGGGGGAGGUUCAGGAAGUGGUGGUGGGUUUGGUAAAGGAGGAGGAGUGGGUGGUGGUGUUGGAGGUGGUGGUGGCAUUGGCGGUGGUAGUGGUGGAGGCGGUGGUGUAGGGGGAGGUUCAGGAAGUGGUGGUGGGUUUGGUAAAGGAGGAGGAGUGGGUGGUGGUGGUGGCAUUGGCGGUGGUAGUGGUGGAGGCAGUGGUGUAGGGGGAGGUUCAGGAAGUGGUGGUGGGUUUGGUAAAGGGGGAGGAGUGGGUGGUGGUGGCGGCAUUGGCGGUGGUAGUGGUGGAGGCGGUGGUGUAGGGGGAGGUUCAGGAAGUGGUGGUGGGUUUGGUAAAGGAGGAGGAGUGGGUGGUGGUGUUGGAGGUGGAGGUGGUGGCGGUAUUGGUGGUGGUAGUGGUGGAGGCGGUGGAGUAGGGAGAUGUAACGCCCUGAGAGGCUCUGGAAGUGGUGGCGGGUUUGGAACUGGAGGAGGAGUGGGUGGUGGUGCCGGUGGUGGUGUUGGUGGCGGAACUGGUGGAGGUGGCGGUUUAGGAGGAGGUUCAGGGAGUGGAGGGGGUUUCGGAGCUGGUGGUGGUGUAGGUGGAGGAAGUGGAGGAGGUGGUGGUUUAGGUAGUGGUGGAGGAUUCGGGGCAGGAGGAGGAAUUGGAGGCGGUAGUGGAGGUGGUGGAGGAGUAGGUAAAGGUGGUGGUUUUGGCGCUGGUGGUGGGGCGGGUGGAGGAGUUGGCGGUGGCUUCUAA